GACAUAUGAUACUGGUGUAAUGUGACAGUAAUUUGACACAGUCUUGACAACAUCACAUAAAACAACUUUUUAAUCAUAAAUUUAGGUUAAAAAUAUUAUAGUAAUGAUACACAGUUUAUUUAUUAUAAAUUCUCAAGGUGAUGUUUUUCUUGAAAAACAUUGGAGAAGUGUGAUUCCACGAUCAGUAUGUGAUUAUUACCUAGAAUCUCAGAGGACUAAUGGGAACGAUGUAAAUCCGGUAAUAGCAACACCCCAUCAUUAUUUGAUAUCAAUUCAAAGGGGUGGUGUUAGUUUUGUAGCCGUAUGUAUGGAAGAGAUACCACCAUUGUUUGUUAUUGAAUUUUUGCAUAGAGUUGUUGACAUAUUUCAAGACUAUUUUUCAGAAUGUACAGAAUCGAUUAUUAAAGAAAAUUAUGUCGUAGUUUACGAGUUAUUAGAUGAGAUGUUAGAUAAUGGUUUUCCUUUAGCUACUGAAAGUAAUAUUUUAAAAGAGUUGAUAAAACCACCUAAUAUAUUAAGAACUAUUGCGAAUACUGUGACAGGAAAAACUAAUGUUAGUGAUAUAUUACCGACAGGUCAAUUGUCUAACAUACCUUGGAGGAGAUCAGGUGUGAAAUAUACUAAUAACGAAGCUUAUUUUGAUGUUAUUGAAGAAGUUGAUGCAAUUAUUGAUAAAUCAGGAUCAACAGUGUUUGCUGAAAUACAGGGUUAUAUUGAUUGUUGUAUCAAACUGAGCGGAAUGCCGGAUCUCACAUUAUCAUUUGUGAAUCCCAGACUAUUUGAUGAUGUCAGUUUUCAUCCUUGUGUUAGAUUUAAGCGUUGGGAGGCUGAAAGAUUACUUUCAUUUAUUCCUCCUGAUGGAAACUUUAGAUUAAUUUCAUAUCACAUCAGUAGUCAAAGCGUAGUAGCCAUUCCUGUGUACGUCAGACAUAGUCUUUCUAUUAAAACUGGGGAACAGGCAAGGCUGGAUUUGACUGUAGGUCCAAAACAAACGAUGGGACGAUCUAUAGAAGGUGUCAAGUUACAAGUAAUGAUGCCGAAAUGCAUUUUGAAUUGUGUAUUAACGGCCAAUCAAGGCAAAUACAAUUUCGAUCCGGUUUCCAAAAUUCUACACUGGGAAAUUGGUAAAAUAGACGUUACAAAGUUGCCAAAUAUUCGAGGUUCUGUUUCUAUAGCCAGUGGUACGAAUACAUCAGAAAUAAAUCCGUCUAUAAACGUGCAUUUCACUAUAAGUCAAUUAGCCGUAAGUGGACUAAAAGUUAAUAGACUCGAUAUGUACGGGGAGAAGUAUAAACCUUUCAAAGGUGUUAAAUAUAUUACAAAAGCCGGUAGAUUCCAAGUGCGAAUGUAAUUAUUCCAGUUAUAAAUGUAUAAGUGAAAAAUAAAUCUUUUUUUGAUAA
Diorhabda sublineata is the source of this 1400-nucleotide messenger RNA. It is a transcript of the gene carmine, whose product is annotated as AP-3 complex subunit mu-1. Gene Ontology annotation, biological process: endocytosis; intracellular protein transport. Lineage: Eukaryota; Metazoa; Arthropoda; Insecta; Coleoptera; Chrysomelidae. The record is from RefSeq and is a predicted model, not a curated record. Bases 104 to 1351 code for a protein of 415 amino acids. The transcript is spliced from 9 exons. Gene Ontology annotation, cellular component: cytoplasmic vesicle; clathrin adaptor complex.